Molecule: messenger RNA, 9685 nt
Organism: Anolis carolinensis (green anole)
Lineage: Eukaryota; Metazoa; Chordata; Lepidosauria; Squamata; Anolidae
Gene: pcdh7
Product: protocadherin 7
Exons: 5
Coding region: 1678-5577 (1299 amino acids)
Biological process (GO): homophilic cell-cell adhesion
Cellular component (GO): plasma membrane
Molecular function (GO): calcium ion binding
Source: RefSeq, a predicted model, not a curated record
CUUGAGCGAGGCGAGCCAGCAGAGACACAGAAAGAGAGAGAGACAGGGAACGCGAACAGCCACAACUGCGGCUCUCAUUCGGCAUUCCACCUUAUUCCCAGCCAUCAUUCUUUUGCACCUCGGCGGCGAAGAAUAUCAUAAUCCAUCCAGCUCUUCACGUGGAGAGAAGACCCAGUCCCUGGAUCGAUCAACAAUCAACCAACGGGGGAGGAACACAUUGAAGCGUGGACUAUUGGAAACACGCAUCCUGACUCGUCUCCCCUGCAGCCGAGCCGACCUUUGGGCUCACCUUUGGACCCAGCGAGGGAGGGAAGGGGCUGAACUUGCCAACCGCUUUUUUUUUUUUUUACCUGCCUUGGGACGGCGAGGGGAAGACGCCAGAGCCGGAGCUGGCACUCUCUGUCUCUCUAUCUCAAUCCUUGGCGCUGCUGCUGCUGCAGCCCCUUCCGCUGCCUCCAAGCCAUGCAGGGUAAAUGCAGGUAAGGCGCCCACAGACCCAACGCGCCCGUCCGCGCGCGCUGCCGCGUUCUCUCUCGCGCGCGCACACCACAAAACGCACGCGCAGCCCAACUGCAGAGGCGACGGCAAACUUGGGACUCGGGCGUCGUUGUGUGUGUUUGUGUGGGAAAUUGCUCGCCAGCUCUCUCUCUCCGUGUGCGUUUUUUUCCUCUCUCUCCAUCCUUCCUUACCUCUCGGACUUUUCGGGACUAAUGACCUUGCGCAGAGCUGAUUGAUUUAUUUUUUCGACAAAAAAAAGACCUCCCUGUGGAUUUUUUGGGCGCCAUCCUGAGCAUCCUGAAAAGGGGGUUCCUAGAAGCUGAACCGAACGCAUGUUCCCCCAAUAGAGACACAUCUUCCAAUCCAGAUGGACUGUAUUCUGAGAGAGUUCCUGGAAUAGGACUUGCUGGAUGCAACGCGAGGGGGAAGGAAGCAUGUCCCCACAAUAGAGGCACAUCUUCCAAAAUAGAUGGGCUGCUGUUUGGUGCGGGAAAGGGGCUUUUUCUGAUUCCAUCGCAGCCAAGGAAGAGGACUGGGUGCCUAGCCUGCCUGCGGUUCUUUCUUCCUCUCUGCCUCUCUCUCUCUCUCUCUCGGUCCUUUCCCCCUCCACCGGACACCAGCCCGCUCUGAAUGAAGCGAUUGACAUUCCCCCACUCCACCCCCUCCUCGGCGGGGAGGAGAAGGCGGAGGAAAGAGCUGAAGCGACGGCGCUGAGAGGGAGAGGGAGAGAGAGAGAGAACACGAAUUGGACUGGACUUGGGCGCGAGGAGCCUUGCUUCCCCAUCUUUCCCCGCUGCUGCUCUGCUACUCCUCUCCCUUUUCUUGCCAACCUUGCAAAGUGAUUACAGUACCAUCCGAAGGCGGAGGAGGAGGAGGAGGGAGGAGAAAGAGGCGGAACUGCCCCCUCCUUUCCUUUCCGCCAACGAGAUGAAUCUUUCCUCGAGCCAAAGCCGCUUUGCCCCGUGAACUGUGAGUAUCGGAAGGAACGCGGGAGGCUGGGAAGAGGAAGAGCCGCCCAGUGACACUCACUCAACAACCCUUUCUCCUUGGCUUGCGUGACUGCGAUGAGCGCUGAAGUUUCUCCUCCAGAGCAGAAGGAUUGUACGCGCUGAUUUGCCUCCUUUCCCCGCUUGGAUUCCCCCUUGGAUUCUGCUGCCUGGCUUGGCGAGGGCGACGAGGAUGUGGCGUCUGCGUCGGCUGCCGGCCCUGGUGCGCUGCUUCGCCUGCUGGCUCCUGCUCCUUCUGCCUCCGCCGCUGGGGCUGGUGGUCCCGGCGUCGGCCAAGCAGGUGCUGCGCUACCGCCUCGCCGAGGAGGGCCCCGCCGACAUCCGUAUCGGCAACGUCGCCUCGGACCUGGGCAUCGUCACCGGCUCGGGAGAGGUCACGUUCAGCCUCGAGUCCGGCGCCGACUACCUCAAGAUCGACAACAUGACGGGCGAGCUGAGCACCACCGAGCGCCGCAUCGACCGCGAGAAGCUGCCGCAGUGCCAGAUGAUCUUCGACGAGAACGAGUGCUUCUUGGACUUCGAGGUCUCCGUCAUCGGCCCUUCGCAGAGCUGGGUGGACCUCUUCGAAGGCCGGGUGGUGAUCCUGGACAUCAAUGACAACACGCCGACCUUCCCCUCGCCAGUGCUGACCCUCACCGUGGAGGAGAACCGUCCCGUGGGGACGCUCUAUCUGCUUCCCACUGCGACCGACCGCGACUUCGGACGGAACGGGAUCGAGCGCUACGAGUUGCUCCAAGAGCCCGGCGGCUCCAGGAGCUCCUCCGAUAAAAGGAGGCCUGAAGCCGAAGGGGGCGGAGGCGGAGGAGGCUCCUCGACGGCUCGGAGCACCGUCUUCGAGCUGCAAGUAGCCGACACCCCCGACGGGGAGAAGCAGCCGCAGCUGAUUGUCAAAGGGCCCCUCGAUCGUGAGCAGCGCGACGCCUAUGAGCUGAGCCUCCGCGUGCGCGACGGUGGCGACCCUGCACGCUCCUCGCAGGCCCUGCUGAGGGUGCUGAUCACCGACGUGAACGACAACAGCCCCCGCUUCGAGAAGAGCGUCUACGAAGCCGACUUGGCGGAGAACAGCAGCCCAGGGACGCCGAUUCUCCAGCUGCGGGCCGCCGACGCGGACGCCGGGGUCAACGGGCAGCUGGAGUACGUCUUCGGGGCGGCCACGGAGUCGGUGCGCCGCCUGCUCCGCCUGGAUGAGGCCUCCGGCUGGCUCAGCGUCCUCCACCGCAUCGACCGCGAGGAGGUCAACCAGCUGCGCUUCAGCGUCAUGGCGCGCGACCGGGGCCAGCCGCCCAAGAGCGACAAGGCCACAGUGGUGCUCAACAUCCGCGACGAGAACGACAACGUCCCCGCCAUUGACAUCCGCAAGAUCGGGCGCAUCCCGCUGAGGGACGGGGUGGCCACCGUGGGCGAGGACGUGCUGGUGGACACCCCGGUGGCGCUGGUGCAGGUCUCGGACCGCGACCAGGGCGAGAACGGGGUGGUGACCUGCACCGUGGUGGGGGACGUCCCUUUCCAGCUCAAGCCGGCCAGCGAGGGCGAGGGCGAGCCCCAGAACAAGCGCAAGUACUUUCUGCACACCUCGGCGCCGCUGGACUACGAGGCGGCGCGCGACUACAACGUGGUCAUCGUGGCCGUCGACUCCGGCAGCCCCAGCCUCUCCAGCAACAACUCGCUGCUGGUCCGCGUGGCGGACGCCAACGACAACCCGCCCGUCUUCGGCCAGGCUUUGCUGGAGCUCUCCUUCCCGGAGAACAACGCGCCGGGCGAGAGGGUGGCCACCAUCCUGGCCAGCGACGCCGACAGCGGCAAGAACGCCGAGAUCGCCUACUCCCUGGAGCCGCUCCCCCCUUCCUCCUCCUCCUCCUCCCUCCCCUCCGAGGCGGGCCUCUUCACCAUCGACCCGGACUCGGGCGAGGUGCGCGUGCAGGCGGUGCUGGACCGCGAGCAGCGCGACGCCUACGAGUUCCAGGUCACGGCCCGCGACAAAGGCACGCCCUCGCUGCAGGGCUCCACGCGGGUCCUGCUCCGCGUCGCCGACCGCAACGACAACGAGCCGCGCUUCAUGCAGGACGUCUUCACCUUCUACGUCAAGGAGAACCUGCAGCCCAACAGCCCCGUGGGGAUGGUCACCGUCAUGGACGCCGACAAGGGCCGCAACGCCCAGCUCAGCCUCUCCAUCCAGGGCGAGGGCAGCGAGGCCGGGAUCUUCUCCAUCGAGAACGACACGGGGACCAUCUUCUCCGCUGUCUCUUUCGACAGGGAGGUGCAAACCAGCUACACCUUCGCUGUCAAAGCGGUGGACGGCGGCGAACCGGCUCGCUCGGCGACGGCGACGGUUUCGCUCUUUGUGAUGGACGAGAACGACAACGCGCCAGUGGUGACAGCACCCGCGAACGGCUCCUACACGGUACUGCCGCCCUCUAGCCUCCCACGCGUGGCUGUUGCCACAGUGCGGGCACGCGACGCGGACGCCGGGCCCAACGCGGAGCUGAGUUUCAGCUUGGUAGGCGGCAACCCCUUCCGCCUCUUUGAGAUUGACUCUUCCACCGGCGUGGUCUCCCUGGUGGGGCAGUUGGCGCCCAAGCACUACGGGCUCCACCGCUUGGUGGUGCAGGUGAACGACAGCGGGGCGCCCGGGCAAGCCACCACCGCCCUGCUCCACGUCUUCGUCAACGAGAGCCUCGCCAACGCCACGCUGGUGGAGAGCCAAGUGGCGCGCAGCCUCCACACGCCGCUGGGCCAAGACAUCGCCGGCGACCCCAGCUACGAGCUGGGCAAGCAGCGGCUCAGCAUCGCGGUGGGCGUGGUCGCCGGCGUGGUGACCGUGGCGCUGCUCCUCCUGGGCGUGGGCCUGGCCCGCUACUGCCGCGCCAAGGCCCACCAGCGCGGGGGCUACGAGGCCGGCAAGAAGGACCACGAGGACUUCUUCGCCCCGGCCCCGCUCCACCACCACGACAAGGCCAAGAAGCCCAAGAAGGACAAGAAAGGCAAGAAGGCGCCCGGGAAGCAGCCGCUCUACAGCAGCAUCGUCACCGUGGAGGCCUCCAAGCCCAACGGGCAGCGCUACGACGGCGUCCACGAGAAGCUGGCCGGGGACAGCCCCGCCCUCAGCCGCUACCGCGCCGUCAACGGCGGGCCCGGGGGUAGCCCCGAUCUGGCGCGCCACUACAAGUCCAGCUCGCCGCUGCCCACCGUCCAGCUCCACCCGCAGUCGCCCACCGCCGGGAAGAAGCACCAGGCCGUGCAGGAGCUGCCCCCCGCCAACACCUUCGUCGGCGCCGGGGACAACAUCUCCAUCGGCUCCGACCACUGCUCUGAGUACAGCUGUCAGGCCAGCAGCAAGUACAGCAAGCAGGUGGAUACAAUGCAGACUACGCAGCCCCCUCGCCACAUUGAGGAAUCGUGUAAAAUGAAUCCAUUCCGUAGAGUGACGUUUUCAGUUGUGAGUCAGCCCCAGGACCCACAUCAAGGGUCAUUGCAGAGUUGCUAUGACAGCGGUCUGGAGGAGUCAGAAACACCAAGCAGUAAGAGUUCUUCAGGGCCGAGGCUGGGUGCCCUUCCACUCCCAGAGGACAACUACGAAAGGACUACGCCGGAUGGCAGUGUUGGUGAGGCAGAGCAUAUGGAAAAUGAUGAUUUCUGUGCAGCCCUGGCUCCAGGAUUGGGCUUUUCAGCCUGGGGAAAGACACAUAGCUCCGAUUCAAGACCUUUACCAGAUGUCGCCCUGACUGGGAAGUGUACUCGGGAAUGUGAUGAGUAUGGCCAUUCAGAUUCUUGCUGGAUGCCUGUCCGCACCUCACCUGAACGAAAGCCGAAAAGCCAGCCAAAACUCUCCACAUUCAUGCCUGUUGAUGAACGGGGCAGUCAAGAGAAGCUGGCCAAUGGAGAAGCCUCCCUGAUGGGUGACCGCAACAGAAACCUCCUUAACAAAAAGUUGACCUCAUCCUAUGAGACCUUCAGUCCAGCCAGUUUCAGCAAAAGUGAGGAAGCCAAUCCUGAGGAUAUUCCCCUCACACAGACAGGGGAAUACAAGCCAUCUCCCGUCAAUACUUUAACUAGAAGAGAAGUUUACCUUUAGGCUAUGAAGAAAUAACAACAGUGCUCUCUCGCAUAUUAAAGGGGGACAAAAGGCAAAAACCUAUAAAUCAAAACAAUUUAAACUCAAAAACAAAAAAAUAGAAUAAAGGGAAGUCUAUCGGAAAGGGGGCUACCAAAGAGACAAAAGCUUGGCCUGCCACUUCUGCCUCCGUGCCAGGCAUUUACGUAUCCUGUCUGCCUGACUCUACUGUACAAUGUAGAAACCAUUGUUGUUCCUGCAUGCCUAAUUCCCUGCUCACCAAUCUUUAAUUUUCCUAAAUUUCUGGUUGUAAAUUCCUUUCAAGGUAACACAUCUGAUAUGGAAAAACAAAACAAAACAAAAGAACCUCAGAAACUGUUGUUACCCCCCUCCCCACUGCUAAAGCAUUGUUUAAGCCACUUCAGUUCUCAUUUGGUGGUCAUCUGGCUUGUUGGGAAUAGCAGGUCAGAGGGAAAAAUAAAAUUCUCAAAUAUGUAUGUGAACAUAUAUAGUCAACUCUCCAGGAAAUCAUCUGAAUAUUGCUGGUUCCCAUCAGAGAUAAGCCUUCAGAAACCACACAAACAUAAAUAACUAGAGGGAUUUUUUUUUAAAAAAGAGCACUUUUUUUGGAAGAUCACAACUUUAAUAUUGUCCUGUGGCUGGAAGCAACAGAAAACAUAUUCAGCCUGGAAUUAUAUUCCAAAUUAGGACAUAUUCUCUAUAAUCCUGAACUGUGAGUUAACUUUUUAUCCAUAGAACAACUACUAUCUUCCUUGUCCUCUUUCUAUCAUUCUUUUCCUUCUCCUCUUCCUCUAUCCCUUCCUUCACCCCCACCACCAUAACAAAUAGUAUGAUGGUAUAUAUCAUCACAUACUAAGGAUCAAUUGCUAAACUGGUGUCAUUUUUUACCAGACCAACUCUUAGCUUGGAUGACCAUAGUGAUUAAAAGGCCAAAGAACAUACUGCUAUGGAUCAGGAGAAUUACCUGUUGGUCUUGUCUUAUAAAAAUUGACACAGACACGCACAAACACAUAAGCAUAUUUUCCACAUGCAUUUGCACAGCAGUCUAUGCGGCAAACCCAGACAAUGUAGUUGUUUUCCUAAUGGAUUUUAGUUCAGUGCCCAGUGGAACUGAUAAAAGGAGCUUGCUGGUAACAGCAUGAUAACAUCAUAAGCUAUAUGACCGUGGUCCUCCAGUUCUAGGUUAUAUUUUUCUUAGAAGGUUUCAAAUCCAUCCCGGAAGCUGUGUCGAUGAGCUCCAAGACAUGUCGAGAGGGGAAUCUGAAAGAACAGUGCAAUGAAGGCAGUGGGAAGAACAUGCUUCAAGUCAAGUAUGACGCCAUCUUUGCUGAAAGUGGAUACCAACCCUUGGGUUACCAGCGUUCCAGGUUAAUCAUUUGCUCUUGGCAAAGGUAUUAUGCAGGUUUUCUUAAAACACAAGUGCAUUUAAGCUGACUCCUGUGCAAUACAAAACCAAUGUUGAGACUCAAGGUGGCCAGUAGUCUUCACUGUUGUCACCGCCAACAUGCUCUGUGCAAAAUAGUUUUGUUUGUGACAAGUUACAAAGAAUCCAGACCUGAUCAUGAUGGUGCAGAGUCCUGAGCUUGUGACAGUUCUCAUAGUUUGCACUAUAUGAUGUGGAUGAGAAAAUGGACCAGAUAUAUUUUGUGCAAUAAAAAGUAACGGAGUGUGUAGAAUCUGGGAUAGUUCUGUAUUGAUAAUGAAAUAGUAAUAAAGAAUGGCUGAGCAUGGACAUUCAAAUGAAACUGACAAUCGUUCAAUGCAGUGGGGACAGCUUGAGAAAGGGUGCAAAGAGAAGCCAGCCCCUCUGGUUGUUUAACUUGGCAUUAAAGCAUGACUAGGUGGUUCUAGUAAAAAUGUAGUGACAAGAUAGCUUGGGUAGUUUCUUGCUUUAAAAUUUACGUAGAAUAUAUUGUUAAACAGUCUGAAAAAUAUGGGCUGAUUGACUGGUACAAACUCACCACAGCUUUUGACUUUUGAAUUCUUAAUAGCAAAGUGCCCUUUUUCAUUGUGCAUCUUCCUCCAAUUUCUGUUUCAUUUGGCUUUUCAUUUGUGUGUAGCAGUAAAAAUGGAAAUAUAUUUGAAGGGGGAAACAGUUACAAAGAGGAAUGAUUUAUCAUUCUGAUGCAUCUUUUUUAAAAAUUUCAGAGAUGCAAAUUCUGAUUUUAUAAGAUGACUGACCUAAUGAGUUACUGUAUUUAUAUAACAUUAAGGUAUCUGUUUGGCGUAAAACACUUCUCAAGAUAUUUACAUAAAAGCUUAUACAUUUCUUGCAGGUUUCAAUGGAGAACACAUUGUAUAACUCCAGUGGUCAGCAGAGCUUUAUUUAUUUUUAAAUCCUAAUACACUGAAUAUACAGUUGAGAGCCACUAAAGAGAGGAAUCUAAAAGAAUUAUUUCUCUUUUAAAACCUCCUUUUCUAGAAAGCCAAUACAGGUCAAAGAAGGCCUUCAGGAUUAACUGGAUCAGCCACUACUCCCAAUUUUGUGUACUCUAUAAAGAGAAAUCAUAUACUUGAGUGAUUUAUUUAAUUUACUCAUUGAACUAAGAUGGGCACAAAAGAAUAACAGAAAAUACAGUGUACUUGUAUGUAUUUGAGGUAAUUCUAGUAAAAUCUAGCCAUCAAAACAUAGUCAAUUGCUUCUUAUGACCCAGCAUGAGACACAAAUAUAUUUUUGUGUGUUUUUUGUUUGUUUGUUUGUUUUAAAAUUAGUUCAAUCUGGUGACACUCCUUAUAUAGAGUGCUUUUAUAAAAAACAAUAAAAUGAAAUGAAAAAUUUUAGCGUGAAUGCAAAAUAUGCAACUGUGCCUUUUAUACCUGUUGUUAUGGUAAAAAUGGUGGUUGGGGUUGGACACUGAAAAUUAAUGGGCUAUUCCCACCUUUUUGAACCUGUAUAUUUAACCAUGUUUAUUUUCUGAGAAAUGAAAAAUGAUAUAUUUAAAAAUGCCUUCUACCAAACUCAGAUAAUGGACCAGUCUUAAAUAUGAAUCAUAAUUUUUUAAAAAGGAGGGGAGGGAGGAAAAAAGACAUGGUUUUGGGCUGGGCAUUUGCUAACUGAAAAAGUGUGAUCAUAUACUUCUCUGUGGCAAGAUGUUAUAAGUCUGUUUAGCAGAGAAAUUGAUGAUUUAUUGGAUUUUUUAAAAAUGCUAUUAGCAACCAUUUUGUUUUAAUUUCAUACACCAGAGUCCAAUAUUGUUUGUUCGCUUUUUUUAAUUUCAGAAGGAACUCUAAGGAGCUCUGCAUGCAUUUUACAUUGGACACAUUUAUAGAUUGCCGCAUUACUUAUGUAACUUUAUAUGAAUUAGAAAAUGUCCGUAUUAACUACUGUCUAAACUCUAAUGCUCAUUCCAACCUCCAGAUAUGCUAAUAUUUAGUCAAUAUAAUUUCUGACUGGCCUGCUGCCUGAGUUUUAGAAAACAAGGUAGAUGUUAUUUUUCUGUGGGGAGAAAACUCAAAUGAGAGAUUGAAGGUGCUUGGCUGAAAGACUACCCUGGGAAGUUGUCCUAUAGGAAAGCAGAAAUGUAGGAAAAUGGAGAGAGCGGGGCAAAAUGAAACUACCAUAAAUACAGCCAUCACUAAAAGACUUUUUUGGCAUUGGAACAUUGAAGAAGGGGACAGUUUUGCUUAUGUUCCAUCAGUGAUAAAGAUCCAUUGUUUCCUUAAAUGCUGAAUGAGAGGAGAUGGACCAUGGUAGAGAUGAACCUAAUCCCAACAUUUAAGUUGGGGCAGUUGCUUGAAGAGCAUUAUACUUGGAAGAAGGCAUCAUUUUCCAGCUACCUGGGGUACACUUUCAGACAUUUCUUUUCCUGAAUUUUGAAGCACUUACAUUCAGUGUGGUUACGAUCUGUUUGUAAUAUUAAUCAUUGACUAUUGUUCUGCAACUUGGAUGUUGAUAGUGAAGCAGAGAACAACUUAUCAUUGUUUAUUAUGAGUCACUAUGCACGCAACUAUGCUAAAAAAAAGAAACAUGGCAAAAAUGUAUUCAACGCUAGUCCACCUCUAUUUAUGAAAGAUUUUGCAUAAUUUAAUUUGCUUUUGUACAGUUUUAUGUAAAUAAAUUGCUUGUCAUUUUUGUCUCUGCAAAUUAAAAUAUAACAUGUUCAAAUGA